Messenger RNA from Phragmites australis (common reed), 2629 nucleotides. Its product is annotated as ATP-dependent 6-phosphofructokinase 7-like. The transcript is spliced from 14 exons. Lineage: Eukaryota; Viridiplantae; Streptophyta; Magnoliopsida; Poales; Poaceae. The record is from RefSeq and is a predicted model, not a curated record. Gene Ontology annotation, cellular component: cytoplasm. Gene Ontology annotation, biological process: glycolytic process; fructose 6-phosphate metabolic process. The coding region runs from base 180 to 1841 and encodes 553 amino acids. Gene Ontology annotation, molecular function: ATP binding; 6-phosphofructokinase activity.
CUCCAUAGGCAUCGCAUCGUCGUUCUCGCUCGCAUCCAAUUCGCUCGUCUCCUCCUCCGGUCGCCGUCACCCCUCGUCGUCACGCGCCCCCGGUCGCCGCCGUCGCCAUCACCGCACAAACCCCCACAAAGCCACCCGAACCCCGUCCAAAAUGGAUCUCUCUUCCUCAUCCUCCUCCCAUGGCGCAGCUGGCGGCUCCCCGCGCUGCUGACUCGGACUCCGAGAACCCCAGACCCACCGCGCCCGUGCCCAUCACCGUGCCGAGCCCGCGGGCCCACCUGCACCACCCCCACCAUCACCUGGUCGACCGCCGAGACACGCCGCGGGGCCGCGCGUGGGAGCCGGAGAGGAACCGGCGGGGUGAGGCGAUGGACGGGGCGGCGGCGGCCAAGGUAGUGGAUGGCGAGGCUGGGUACGUCCUCGAGGACGUGCCGCACGUGUCCGACUACCUCCCCGAUCUCCCGACCUACCCAAACCCAUUGCAGGAUAACCCAGCAUACUCGGUUGUGAAGCAGUACUUUGUGAACCCAGAUGACACCGUCUGCCAGAAGAUUGUUGUUCACAAGAAUGGCCCAAGAGGGAACCACUUCCGUCGUGCUGGACCUCGCCAAAGGGUUUAUUUCGAAUCGGAUGAGGUACAUGCAUGCAUUGUCACCUGCGGCGGAUUGUGCCCUGGACUUAAUACUGUGAUUAGGGAAAUUGUAUGCGGUUUAUCUGACAUGUAUGGUGUCAGCAAGAUACUCGGAAUUCAGGGUGGGUACAGAGGCUUCUACGCUCGCAACACCAUCAACUUGACUCCAAAGAGUGUAAAUGACAUUCACAAAAGGGGUGGAACUAUUCUCGGAUCAUCACGAGGAGGCCAUGACACCAUGAAGAUAGUUGACAGCAUUCAAGACCGUGGCAUAAAUCAGGUCUAUGUAAUUGGUGGUGACGGUACUCAAAGGGGUGCUGGUGUGAUUUUUGAAGAAGUUAAAAGACGUGGUCUUAAAGUUGCUGUUGCUGGCAUUCCAAAAACUAUUGACAACGACAUCCCAGUAAUUGACAAGUCAUUUGGUUUCGACACAGCAGUCGAGGAGGCUCAACGUGCAAUAAAUGCUGCUCAUGUGGAAGCUGUAAGCGCUGAGAAUGGUAUAGGUCUUGUUAAGCUAAUGGGCCGACAUAGUGGUUUCAUCGCACAUUAUGCGACUCUGGCUAGCAGGGACGUGGAUUGUUGUUUGAUUCCAGAGUCACCUUUCUAUCUGGAAGGUGAAGGUGGGCUUUUCAGAUAUAUAGAAAAGCGUCUGAAGGACAACGGUCACAUGGUUAUUGUUGUUGCUGAGGGUGCCGGACAGAAACUUAUCACGGAAACCAUGCAGUCAAUUGGGAAAGAUGCUUCAGGCAAUGAGCUGCUUCUUGACGUUGGUCUUUGGUUAUCUCAAAAGAUAAAUGAGUAUUUCAAGAAAAACAAGAUGACCAUAAAUCUGAAGUACAUAGAUCCGACAUACAUGAUACGUGCAAUCCCUAGCAAUGCUUCUGAUAAUGUCUAUUGCACGCUGUUGGCUCACAGUGUGGUCCAUGGAGCCAUGGCUGGAUAUACUGGUUUCACUAUCGGUCAAGUAAACAGUCGGCAUUGCUAUAUCCCCUUUUAUAGGAUAACGGAGAAGCAGAACAGAGUUUCGAUAACUGACAGGAUGUGGGCAAGACUGCUCUCCUCUACCAACCAACCAAGCUUCCUCUGCAACAAAGUUGUGGAAGAGGCAAAGAAGGAAGACGAAAGAACGGCCAAACUUUUAGAUGGUUCGCCUUCCCAUCGGAAGGUUGACCAGAAGGUUGCAUCUUCCAACUCUGGUGGUAAGAAGUGAGGUCAACGCCGCUGAUAUGUGCAGAUUUCAGCUGCAGUAGUUAUGGCAACUGAUGAUGCUCGAUUCUCCGUGUCCAGUUUUUUUCUUGGAAAAACAGAUCCUCCCUAUCUGAAUUAGAUCUGAAUUAGAGUGCUAGAUAAAUCUUUCUUUUGUUAGAUUUGUAUUAUUGUUGUCUACAUACUAAAAUUAUGUGCAUGCAUGAAAGUACUAUUAUUUUCUCUAUAAUUAAGUGAAUGUAUUAAAUAUUGGUAAAUUCAUAAAUAAAUAUUGAGAUAUCUUAAAUUAGUGAACUAAUUUUUUUAGUCUUCUUUUGUCAUGCUCUAUGCAAUAAAAAAAAAGUGUAAUGUAGGCGCGCCAAUCAGAUUAGUUACUCUGAAUAGCUAUAUGCUCUUGUCGGCUUACGGAUCGAACUCCGUCCACACCAUCUCAAUUCGCCUGCGAUGAAGGAUGGGUCGUCGAAACAUGAUGUUAUGGCCGAUUGUGCACCGAGGUUGCUUCAGGAGUCGAAGCCUGGCGCCGCGAGGCCACCGCAUGGGCCCAUGGAAGAUCUGCAGGCGUCGUGUGUCGUGGCUCCGUUUCCACCGCCGGAGCUGGCCACAUCACCUCAGAAUGCAGCACAAAUCAUCAGAAGGGCGUUGCCCCCUAGCGUGCGCUUUGGCUCCACCGAUCCACCAUGUUGUAAAUAAAAUUCUCAAUUAUUAUGUAAUUAGAAAUAUAACUGCAUUAGGCAGUUAAUGUUGAAUAUUGUAGACUCAAUUCAUCAAUGAAUACAAGGAUUACAUUAUCUA